AGGUAUGCUGCUGAGGGAGACAGUUGUCUCUCAGCUGACACAUGUUAACAGACAGAAAUACUGAAAAUCUGAAGAAAACAGGAGGAGGAGGAGGAGGAGGAGGAGGGGGAGUCAUCUGAGGAGAAAGUUCACUGUUGGGGGAGAAGUCAAUACUGAGUGAAAAGGCACCAUGGCGGAUAAAGGGAGAGUUUGUUCCGCCGAACAGAACCAGCUCCAGGACUCCUCAGAGUCGGACUCCGAACCGGAGGCCGGGGAACCCCCUCGGGUGGCCGGUACCGGACCGUCAGCCGGCUCUCUCCCCUGCACCCAGGUCAUCCACAGCGGACACUUCAUGGUAUCGUCGCCCCACAGCGACUCCGUGCCCCGCAGGAGGAGAAGCGGUGGCUCUCUGAGAUAUGACUUUGACACGGUGAACAGGACGUGGUGCCAGACUUACCGGUACGGCCCGCUCAGCUCCGGGAGCCUGAGCAUCGACCCCACUCUGACCCGCCUGUUUGAGUGCAUGUCCCUGGCCUACAGUAGUAAGAUAGUCUCCCCAAAGUGGAAGUCUUUUAAAGGUCUGCGGCUGCUGUGGAGGGAUAAGAUCCGUCUGAACAAUGCCAUCUGGAGAGCUUGGUUCAUACAGUAUGUGGAGAAGAGGAAGAGUUCAGUCUGUGGGUUUGUCACUCCACUGGAGGGCUCUGAGGCUGAUGCACAUAGAAAGCCUGAAGCAAUUGUAUUAGAAGGCAGCUACUGGAAGCGGAGAAUUGAGGUGGUGAUCAAGGAGUAUCACAAGUGGAGGAUUUACUAUAAGAAGAGGCUCCAGAAAAAGAAGGAUGAUAUUCUGUCAAUGCUACAAGAGGGUCAGAUCUGUCAGGCCAAGCUGGAGAAAUGGUCCAAUCAGAUGUACCAGCAGCCUGAGGCUGCACCGGUGGAGGCCCACAUGUUUGACCUGGACUGCCUUCUGUCCGACAUCUCAGACACCCUGUUCACCAUGACACAGAAGCCAUGUCCCUGGGCCAGUGACCGACACAACACUUAUACUAGCAAUGCUGAUAUAAUCCAGCCAGGCCUGACUCCACUGCAGCCCAACUUGGAUGAUUUCAUGGAUAUACCAGAUGUCUUUAUGAACUACAGGGGCCAGCCCACUGAGCAGACUGGUUUUGCUGACUGCGGCUAUUUUGAGAGUUCAUCCGGCACAACGUUCACUCCAGUUCCCUCCCCUGUAGUAACAGCACCUCAGCUACUUAUCGACAGUCAGCUGGCUCAGCCCAGUCUUUCAUCUGACAAUUUGCCUCAGCCCUCCUCAUCCAAUACCCAGCCAGACCACCCAGGUCCAGGCCAGGACUGCAGUGAAUACCACACAUCCAGCAUCAUAUCAGGAGCAAUGCCGUAUGGACAUCAGUCAUACCCCGAUCCACCUGUUUCUAUAGCGUUCUCUGCCAGCAUCGAGCAGCCGGCCUCUGCAAGUAUCCCCUUCCUGUACCCACUGCCAUGCCACAAGUUUGGUUACUACACAACGACCAACGUGACCUCCACUGUCAUCACCCACACCGCCUCCACCAUGGGGGCCCAGGGCUCUGUGCACCAGGCUCACGGCUUCCCACACACAGGGGACACCUACCCCCAGACUCCCUGCCACUCCCUCAGUUACCCCACCGUCGUGUCCGACCCCGUCCAGGCAUCGCUGCCCACUGUCACUGCAGCCCACUGCUUCUCAGUCCCCGAGCAGGUGGCUGUCACAGGGGUCAGAGGGAAACAUAAGCAAAAGACAGGGGGAGUGAGGGCAGUUAGUUCCUCUGUGGCUCCGUCUGGCCCCCAGUCCACUGCUCCCACACCCACUAGCUGCCUAGCUAAACUGCUCUCCUCCAGCACCCGUGAACGGAAGCCAUCGCUGGGAUUUGAUCCUGCUCUAGUGACAGCCAAAGGUCAAAGGUCAUCAUCUCCCAGCUCCACGUCGAGCAGCGGCUCACACGUUGGAGGAGCCUCAUCGCAGCUGCAGCAUGGAGCUGGCUGGCCAGCAGGGGUCACGGUGUUGACACCUCUGCACAGCCAGAGCACCACCCCGGGUCCCAGCGGAACCCACGCCAGCACCUCCAGAGGCUUGUCUGCCCUGCUCACCCACGGCUCCACACACACCAGCACAACCCUCCUCAUCCCCAAGACUGAGAAACUGUCUCCUGUCCAGCUCUACGGUACCGACAGAAGCAGUUUAACUGUGAAUUUUCCAGAACAUCCAGGCCAAACGUCACCACCACACCCUUUAGACAAAGGCUCCAACCCUGAGUCGCCUCAUUCGGGCUUCUCUGGCCAUGGAAAGAUAGAAUCAAGUAAGCAAACAGAGACCAGGAGGAUAACUCACAUCUCAGCAGAGCAGAAGAGGCGUUUCAACAUCAAACUGGGAUUUGACACUUUACAUAACCUUGUGACAACACUCAGCUCUCAGCCAAGCAUAAAGAUCAGCAAAGCCACCACACUGCAGAAGACGGCUGAGUACAUCAGUAAGAUGCAGCAGGAGAGAGCUCAGCUGCACGAGGAGGCUCAGAGACUCAGAGAGGAAAUCCAGCUCCUCAACUCUGCCAUCAAUGUGUGCCAGCAGCAGCUACCAGCCACUGGCGUGCCCAUCACCCGGCAGCGCUUUGACCACAUGCGGCAGAAGUUCAGAGAGUACGUCCAGGCACAAACUCUGCAAAACUGGAAGUUCUGGAUUUUCAGUAUCAUCAUUGAGCCGCUGUUUGAGUCCUAUAAUGGAAUGGUGUCCACUGCCAGCGUGGAGGACCUGUGUCGAUCCACUCUGUCCUGGCUGGACCAGCACUGUUCCCUGCCUGCCCUGAGGCCCAUGGUUCUGAGUUCACUCCGCCUCCUGAGUACCACCACAGCCAUCCUAACAGACCCCAGCCUGCUGCCAGAGCAGGCCACCCUCGCCGUCACCCAGGGCGAGCCAGCUCCUUCCCUGGACAACUCCUUACAGCUCGCCACUCAGGAUAAUAUACACCCCAUGUGACCUGGAAGAACAGACUCAGUGGAACUUGACUGGAGUCCACCACAGUGCACAGGGGAGCAGAGGAGCCUGGAAUGAUUAAAAAGGGACUCAACACUGAGCCCUGAACUGUUAAUAAUCAUAUUCCAAUAAAACUCACCAGAUGCAAAAAGAAUGUAUUCCAGUACACCCACAAAUCAUAGGAGCUACAGUGUCUGUGAUAUAUGCUUAAAUUCUGAGUAUGGUAUAACAUAGUUGUGAUAUGUGAUUAUUUUUCAGCCUCAAAAUUAUUUUCUUUUGCAAAGCAGAAAUUCAGAUGAGUGGAAGGAGACAUCAGUUACUGUGAUUGUGAUGAACAGCUUCAUUUUCUAUAAUAACUGAUGUUACGAAUAAUUUUGUAACAUCAGUUGACAACUUGACAGUUAUUCUCAGUUCCUUUGGCAUCUCAGGUUAUCCUUGGUGUGUUAUUGCCCUCAAUUACUGAUGUUUACUCAGUGCAAUAUGUCCUACUACAGCUAACAUUUAUCUUUAGCUUUAUCAAGUACCACACAUCACUGCAACUAUUAGGAAAAAAUAGAAAAUUAUUAGUGUUAUUCUAGAGUAUGAAUUUUUAAUUGGUUCAGUGGUGGGGCCAGGGGGAGUAUGGCCACCCUACAUGCUCCCCACACAGCACCAUACUUUGGGAUGCCCAUUUUUAUCUUGUGCAGAACCAUUUCUCCACUGCCUAACUCCACUGGAGUGCACACUAAAAGUGCCCCUCCCCCACCCGCACUCUGUUGGUUUAACUCACUCACUGCCAUAGUCUGAGGGGAGAUCAAACACCAGUUGUUGCUGAGAAUGACACUUUAUUGAUGAUAGUUUUAACUGUGGAUCUAUUUCUAGUGAAGGAUGGGUUUGACCAUGUAAGAUAUAAAAUAGCUGUUGGCUUUUCAUAUUUGUGGGAUACCUGUGUGGAGGGAGAUCUGAUCUACUGUUGUACACACAGCACAAUUAGUUUUCCAUAAAACUAUAAAACAGCCUGA
Molecule: messenger RNA, 3981 nt
Organism: Lates calcarifer (barramundi perch)
Lineage: Eukaryota; Metazoa; Chordata; Actinopteri; Centropomidae
Product: carbohydrate-responsive element-binding protein
Biological process (GO): regulation of transcription by RNA polymerase II
Cellular component (GO): nucleus
Molecular function (GO): DNA-binding transcription factor activity, RNA polymerase II-specific; RNA polymerase II cis-regulatory region sequence-specific DNA binding; protein dimerization activity
Source: RefSeq, a predicted model, not a curated record